AUGUCUGAAUAUAUUACUGGUCUCUUCGCUAAUUCCCCGCUGCUUACCUACACACCUCCAGUUGGGUUCGAUGCCUCCACGGGUUGGGUCAACAAGCCCUUCGUCGACGAGGAGCCACAAUACGUAACUUCCGCACCCAAGGCGUCCGUCUCCUUUGACUUCUGUGGCGACCAAUUUGAACUGUCAGGUUUCCUAACUCCCGCCAUAUCUGACAACACGCCUCCCUGCGACUUCAACGUCACCAUCAAUGGGGUGCUUCAGCAUCAGAACGAUUUCUACAGCCCCUACAAUGACCUGCCGUUGGAUCAUUAUCAUGUGGAACUCACGUUCUUCUGUCCCCAUCAGGGUCAGCAAGCCUCGUUUGCUGGACCAGCUCUUGUCGAGACCCAAGGGACCGUAUUUAUGAGUCAAGCAAACCCGUAUUUGGACACUUCUCAGAUCUACACGCUCGGCCCUUGGACCGAGAAACCAGUAUAUCAGAAUUAUUUCGCUAUGACCUUCCCUCAAUACACAACUACAGACUUGGGCUCAACACUCGCCUAUAGGUUUAAAGGCGUGCACACACAGGUGUUUGGCAUCGUAGGUCCUAACUGCGGGGAAUAUGUUGUUACCCUCGAUGGCCAGCUGCAGCCGCCUCAUAACCUUUACAACCCGGUCGGGGGCGAUGUAACCGUCAUCUUCUUUGCUCAGGAGCUCGAUAAUGACAAGACGCAUACGGUUACUCUGACCAACCUUGGGAAAAACAUGACGAUUCAAGCCAUCCAGUAUACGAAGCUUUUCCCGUACACGGGUGGCAAAUGA
Molecule: messenger RNA, 801 nt
Organism: Dacryopinax primogenitus
Lineage: Eukaryota; Fungi; Basidiomycota; Dacrymycetes; Dacrymycetales; Dacrymycetaceae
Exons: 3
Coding region: 1-801 (266 amino acids)
Source: RefSeq, a predicted model, not a curated record